Fraxinus pennsylvanica is the source of this 1350-nucleotide messenger RNA. The record is from the annotation of a GenBank genome assembly. NCBI's taxonomy places the organism in Eukaryota, Viridiplantae, Streptophyta, Magnoliopsida, Lamiales, Oleaceae.
AUGAUGAAGGAGCUCGCUCUACAACAAUUUCUCGUCCCUCCAACAAGGGAACCCACGAAAUAUCACUCUCAGAAUCCUCUUAUAUUCAACUCUUAUUGCCAUUGCCACACUCUUUUCAGACCACCAAGAACAUCCCACCUCCAGCUUCGAGCCACUUUGAAUAGAACUAGUGCAGUUUCCUCAAGAACUAGGAGAAACAAGAAUCCAUCUGACUAUAAUAGUAAACGAGUAAAAAUUCAAAGUGAAGUUCAAAAAAUGCAAGAAGAAGAAGAAGAAGAAGAAGAAGGAACUAGAUUUUACAUGGGCUUGGAUGAGGAUUUUGAGGAGGAGGAGGAUACGUCAUCAUCGUCAUUGCUGUCUCUGAGCGAUAAACCGGAGAGGAACAUGUCAUUGCUCGACGAUUAUGAAAUGGAGGAGCUUGAUUUCGUGCCAAUUGACCCGAAUCACCGCAGUGGAUAUGUGGCAGUGCUGGGCAAGCCAAAUGUUGGAAAAAGUACGCUUUCGAACCAAAUGAUUGGACAGAAGCUUUCUAUUGUUACGGAUAAACCUCAGACUACUAGGCAUCGUAUUCUUGGUAUAUGCUCUGACGCAGACUAUCAGAUGAUACUAUAUGAUACACCUGGUGUUAUUGAGAAGAAAAUGCACAAAUUGGACACCAUGAUGAUGAAGAAUGUCCGCAGUGCUUCCAUUAAUGCAGAUUGUGUACUCAUUGUUGUCGAUGCAUGUAAGCCACCUCAAAAGAUUGAUGAAGUGCUGGAAGAAGGUGUUGGAGACCUCAGAGAUAAGUUACCUACCUUGCUGGUUUUAAACAAGAAGGACCUGAUCAAACCCGGUGAAAUUGCAAAGAAACUUGAGUGGUAUGAGAAAUUUACGAAUGUUGAUGAGGUCAUACCUGUGAGUGCCAAGUAUGGUCAUGGCGUAGAUGAUGUCAAGGAGUGGAUUCUAUCAAAACUUCCUUGUGGACCAGCUUAUUAUUCUAAGGAUAUUGCUAGUGAGCACCCUGAAAGAUUUUUUGUGGCUGAGAUUGUUAGAGAGAAGAUCUUUAUGCAGUACCGUGAUGAAGUCCCCUAUGCUUGUCAGGUUAAUGUAGUUAGCUAUAAAACUAGACCAAAUGCAAAAGAUUUCAUUCAAGUUGAGAUUGUUGUAGAGAAGAAUUCACAGAAGAUCAUACUCAUCGGAAAGGAAGGAAAAGCUUUGAAGCUACUUGCAACAGCUGCACGGCUUGACAUAGAAGAUUUCUUGCAAAAGAAAGUUUUUCUCGAGGUUGAAGUGAAGGUAAAAGAAAACUGGAGGCAAAAUGAAGGGCUUCUGAAGCACUAUGGCUAUGGGGGCCAAAUUCAAGCUUUAUGA